GUUUCAUGUACUUAAAAUAUCCAUCUGUGUUUAGACGCUUAACGUGAUUGUGAUUAAAGAUUUAAUUUUAUACUACGUCAAUUUUAUUACAAUAUCAAACAGUCGAUAUGAAAGAUUAUAAAUGCACAACUGCUGUUUACCUUGCUAGAGGUCGACAAUUCCACAUUACAAGAUCAGAUGGUAUAAAACAGAAAAAUGAUUUAUAAAAUUUAAAAACAGUUAGAAGUAUUGAAAUUAAAAACGUUUAGAUAGUAGAUAGCAACUAGUAGCUUGCAAGUAACUGGCUGAAACUAAAUACUCCACAAAACCAGAUGCGGUGGAAACCAAAUGAAUAGAUAGUUUAGUUCGUUAUUUAGUAUACGCAUCGUAGCGUCUAAUAGUGGAAGUGGCGAUUGCUAGUUAUUAGUGAUAACAGAAAUUGUGUCAAUAAUAUGAAAACAUUUGUGUGUGUGUUUUUAUUUAUGACAAACGUAUUUGCAGUUAGAGAAAGAUCGAAACCGAAGAUAAUCAUAGACAAUGACGCCGGUGGAGAUGACGCGAUGGCUAUAUUCCUUGCCAUACUAUACGAAAAAUAUUUUGACGGGCCAAAGCUAAUCGGCUUAACAACUGGCAAUGGAAAUACAAAUUUGGAUAAUGUUUGUAGAAAUAAUCAAAGAAUACUAAAAGCCGCAAAAAGAGAAGAUGUUCCGAUUUACAGAGGAUCCCAAGGAUCUCUUGUGGUGACACCUUCAGUUACUGACUAUUAUGGGAAAGAUGGUUUAGGAGACUGUGGACUGUAUAUGUCGGAUUUAGCACCACUGAAUGAGCAAAACGCUGUCAUAGCACUUAUUGAACAAUCAAAGAUUCAUGAAGGUAAUUUGAUAGUAGUAACAUUAGGAACUUUAACCAAUGUGGCACUAGCAAUCAAAUUGGAUCCUGAUUUCUUGAGACGAUUAAAACAAUUGUACGUCGCAGCCGGCCAUAUACAAAAUGAAGAGAAUCCUGACCCAGAAUUCAACGCAAGUAUGGAUAUAGAAGCGUACCAUAUUGUCACACAGUACGCGACCCCUGAUAAAGUGACUAUAUUUCCGUUCUCGCAAGUGAAAAGUUGCCUAAACUUCACACGAAAUUGGAGACUUGAAUCCUUGGGUAAAAUUAGCACAGAUAUAAUACGUGCGCAAAAUCUAUUUGAAAAAAUUGCCAUUGAUAAAAAUGAGGAGUGGCAGGCAUUGGAUCCGGCGGCUGUUGCGGUGAUACUGAAAGAAGAUUUAGUUGAUGAAUACAAAUAUUCAAAGAAUGGUAUUAUUACUUGCGGUAAACAAAGAGGAAUAAAUACUAAUCAUUUCGUUUCGAAGGAAGAUGCAAACGUCAGGGUAAUAUAUUCCAUCAAAGGAGAAGAAUAUAAGGAGUUUUUAUUGAAUGUGUUAUCAAAAGACGCGUAAUUAUUGUGAUAGAUAAUUAUAUUUUAAUGUACUCAGUAUAACUAUAAAAUGUAUGUAAAUAAAU
This is a messenger RNA of Papilio xuthus (Asian swallowtail), 1485 nucleotides long. The record is from RefSeq and is a predicted model, not a curated record. Lineage: Eukaryota; Metazoa; Arthropoda; Insecta; Lepidoptera; Papilionidae.